Molecule: messenger RNA, 2838 nt
Organism: Haplochromis burtoni (Burton's mouthbrooder)
Lineage: Eukaryota; Metazoa; Chordata; Actinopteri; Cichliformes; Cichlidae
Gene: ndufaf2
Product: NADH:ubiquinone oxidoreductase complex assembly factor 2
Biological process (GO): mitochondrial respiratory chain complex I assembly
Cellular component (GO): membrane
Source: RefSeq, a predicted model, not a curated record
UUGUUCAUUCUGUUCCCAACCCAUGAACCCUUGCGUAAACGAUCACCGUGAGAGGACAAACAGCGGAUAGAGCUGCAUUAAACUAUAUUUAUAUAUACAUAUUCACACACAGGGGCUUUGGGUAACCCUAUAAGAUGAGCAGGAUUGCUGCAAUCCUACGGCGUGGCUUCGGAGUAGUACGCGAGCACGUCGGGACCGAUCAUUUGGGGAACAAAUAUUACUUAAUCCCAGAGCAGAAGACAUGGACAGGAAGGAUUGUCCGUGCCAAGCGGAUAGUAGAAGCAGCCAAUGCUAAAGAAUAUGAAUAUAUGGAAGGCAGCAUUCCGAUGGAGUGGGACGCUUGGAUCCGAGGCAGACGGAAGGAGCCCCCCUCCAUCGAGGAGCUGCUGAAGAACGAGUCCAACAGGGAGCAGAUAAAAACAAAAGCCAAGGAGGUGGAGGAGAAAGAUCGGGCUCUGCUGGCUAAAGAGUACAAGGAGGGUCUGGUGGCGACUCCAGCAAGGAUUGCAGCCAAGGGCCACGCAGCUGCCACCAGCUUCGACAAGCAAGAAUUCAACGAGGAACCAACCAGCACUGCAAACACGUUCCAGCCUGGCUCCUGGAUGCCCACUUCCAAGAAAGACUAAUCCAAUCAACAAAAAGGGGCCCUACAAUAAAAUUACUUGAGAUUUAAUAUUGGAAAUUCCUUCCAGUACAAUGUCGUCAACGUCCCCAUAAAUUUUGGGUGUUUAUUGAAUUAAACUAAGUUCAUGCUGGUGAAAGACUGAAUGAUAAAAAACUAAACAAAAUGAAUAAAUUGCACUGAGGACAAAUACAAACAUCUUUCAGGGAAAGUGAAAUAAGUAUAAUUAUUAAAUGUGGUUACAUUAAAUGAACUGUUGUCUCUUUGUUACAGAAUAUUGAUUUGAAGAUCACAAAUAAUAAUAAUAAUAAUGUUGCAGCUUAUGGAUUUAAAGACAUUCUUCUCUCACUUAUGUUGACAGUAUAUGUUGGGCAGACACGGUUCUGUGUAAAGUCUUGAGCUACUCCUGAUUUCUUUAUUUUGCUGGGAAACUGGGAAAUAGAUGCAGCUAUUUAUCUGAAAUGUGCAAACCUAUAAAAAUACAGUAAACUUGGCAAAAAAGUCGAUAUUUGGUAUUCCUGCCUUUAUUCUUCAGAACAGCCUGAACUCUUUUAGGCAGGUUUUCCUUGUAAUUUCUACAGGAAUACUUCUUGAAGGACAUUUAAAGCUCUUCUUUGGAUGUUGGCUGCUUUUUGCUCUGUUUUCUGUCCCGAUGAUCCCACCCUGCUUCAGUAAUAUUGAGGUUUGGGCUCUGGGGAGACCAAUCCAUGACUGAUAGUGUUCCAUUGUGUGUUUUUUCUAUGCACGUAUAUUUUUUACUGCAUUUGAAAUGCAUUUGGGAUGAUUUUCAUGCUGAACAACGGUAUUGCAUGGAGGAUCAUAAUCUGAUGUUCGUAAUUCCAUCAGUUUUAUUAAGAUCUCCAACAUCAGUGGUUGAAACGCAGCUCCAAACCAUGACAGAGCCUGUGCUGUGUUUUGCAGAUGGCUGUAGAUGUUCACUGUUGUAUCUCUCUCCUGACCUCCUCUGUACAAUGCUCAUGACGAUUUAACCCAAAAAUGUCAAAUUUGCAUUCAUCACUGAAUUUUCAGUCUAGUUCUUGUAGAAUAACUCAGCCUUUUCUUCCUGUUUCUCUUUAAGCAUAGAUUCCUCACAGCCACCCUUCCACUGAGACCAUUUAUGAUGAGACUUUUGCAUCUGUGUCAGAUCUUUGCUGCAUUUUUUUCCCCCAUUUCUUAAGGACAUAACUUUCAGAUACCAAUCAUCUUCGAUAGAUAGUUUUGUUUAAGGCUGUCACUUCUUCUUUUGUCCAGAUUCUUUAAGGGCAAACUGCUCAGCAUGCCAAAAUAUUCCUAUUUGUCACCAUGUUGUUGCAAAAAUACAAUUUUACACCUCUACAAACCAUGUUGUCUUUGGCAGUUUUCAUAGAUUCUACUACAGAAAUGGUAAUGAUGUAUUUUUGUGACAGGCUGCUAGUAAUAAAGUGCAUAGAGGUACAAUUUGAAAUUGUUUUUUUUUCUUUGUUAUGUGUAGACACAACAGUGGUUCAUCCCUAAAGUUAUAGGAGUCUUUUAAUGCUUGGAUGAUUCAUUGUAAAGUUAGUGGUUAGUGGCUUACCAAAUUUUUUAAAAAUCCUCUGAAAUGGUCAAAGAUAUACUUUUGCUCUUUUUAUUGGAUACUAAGUAGAGAUGGACAGGAAAUUGGGGAGAGAGAGAGGGGAAGACUGUUAGCUUAAAACAGUCUUCCUUCUCAUGUCUGUCAUUCUAAAAGCAGUCAUGAGACAUCAGUUCUCUGAACGCAGGGAAGUAAAACUAAGAAACAGAAAACAGUUACACUAAACUGCUUUGACUGCCUCUUUAUAGGCUCACGAGUACUCAAAGCCAGUCGCCAUCCAUAAAAAUACCAACCCCUGUGGACUUUUGAAUGUUUUAUUUUACAACACUGAAUCAAAGCGAAGGUUCACUUUCUACUUAUAAACAAAAAUAAAAAAUAUCUAAUAAAAUGAGCAAAGGUCUGCAUCCAAAUUAAAAGCAUACAGUACAUGAAACACGAGUUGUUUAAUAUGUAAUCCUGGUUUACUAUUUUUAAAUUGAUAUUUAAUAAAGGCACACCUGUUAAAUAUUACUUUUCACCUUCCUGUACCGCAGAUCAUGCUGAUUUGUUUGAUGCUUUUAUAUUUUAGAACUCCAUAAUCAACAAUAAGACCUUGCACAUACAGGAGUAUUACCCUUAAAUGCACUUGCUGUCACCUUACUGAACAUUGCGAGCCUACUUUUUU